AUGGCGGAAUUGUGUCUACCUCUGAGUGCAGGUGAGGACACGUUCAAGCUACAUUCGGUGCAGCUGGAGCUGGAGGCCGUGGAGAAGCAGAUCCGCGACCUGGUGGAGAAGCAGGCCCAGCUGAGAGAGCGGAGAGCCGCGCUGGAAACAUCCCGGGCUGAUGCUCACAAGUCCGGGGUAAGUAUACUGCGCGCUUCUAACACUCCCACCACCUCUACUCCGUGUGUUUCUCUGCACAGGCCCUGUGCACCCAGGACGCGAUCUUCCCAGGUGUCCUUCACUCCGGCGCCGGGACACCACGGACCUUGGGUGCACCAGCAGCGGAAGACGCGAGCCAGGCCCUGGGUGAUGACCUCUCCCCCUCCGCCGCCUCCGGUCUUCGAGAUCUCCACCCGGAACCGCUUCGCUCCCCUCCGCGAGACGGAACGCGACGCUGUGAUCGUCGGAGACUCCAUCGUCCGGCACGUCCGUGCUACGUUAGCUGAAGGUAAAGUGCACACUCACUGUUUCCCUGGUGCUCGUGUUCUCGAUGUUUCUGCGCAGAUACCCGUGAUCCUGAAGGGCGACGAGAGCGUCGGCGCUGUCGUGCUGCACGCGGGGGUUAACGACACCAAGCUGCGGCAGACGGAGACACUGAAGAGGGACUUCAGGAGCCUGAUCGAGACGGCUUUUCCGUGCUGAUGGCCU
Molecule: messenger RNA, 687 nt
Organism: Onychostoma macrolepis
Lineage: Eukaryota; Metazoa; Chordata; Actinopteri; Cypriniformes; Cyprinidae
Exons: 2
Coding region: 1-681 (226 amino acids)
Source: RefSeq, a predicted model, not a curated record